Molecule: messenger RNA, 2176 nt
Organism: Ctenopharyngodon idella (grass carp)
Lineage: Eukaryota; Metazoa; Chordata; Actinopteri; Cypriniformes; Xenocyprididae
Product: afadin-like
Exons: 10
Coding region: 611-2167 (518 amino acids)
Biological process (GO): regulation of protein localization
Cellular component (GO): adherens junction
Molecular function (GO): cell adhesion molecule binding
Source: RefSeq, a predicted model, not a curated record
UGCUGUCUCUGAAAGUAAAAUGAACAGGUAGUAAAUAAUAAUUUUUUUUAUUGUUGACCAUAGCAUGACAAUCUUAAGAUUUUUGUUCCCAGAAGCAUUUGUGAUACAUUUUUGAGGUGGAGAGGUAUUAGAGGUCCAUUCCUUUAUUUAUUUAUUUUUUUAACUUAUCAUAUAAAACCUAAUAUGUUUAUUAUGUAACUGUUUAAACUAUUUAAAAAAUCAGGCAUCUUACUGAAUGUGCUCAAAUAACCAUAUUAUCAAAAGUUUUGUAGACACCAGUGAAAAUGUCACAACUUUUAUUUUACUGUAAUGUGAUCAGUUGGUUGGGAACCCUUAAAAGCUGGUGAAUUUAAUGAAAAUAAUAAUAAUAAAAAAAUGUAUAUUAGAAAAAUAUACAAAACACUUCUUGAAUGACAAAAAAAAAAAAAAAAAAAAAGAUUCUCAAAAACCCUUAUUACCAGCAAAUAUCAUUUAAAAAGCAAAAUCUAUAUUUAGGUGUCUCUGCCUAUAAAAAAACACAUAACAAAUAAUAUAAUACAUUUACAGUAUGACUUAAAUGUCACCAUAAGAUGCUUAUGUAAUAGGUCAAGGUAUUUAUAAAUUCUAUCAAAUGCUAUUUUGUGUUUUUAAGGUUAAGUUUUUUUGCUCAGCUGCACUAUGCUUUUGCAAAGUUUGUCAUUUGCUGAAAUCAGUAAAUCCUUCCAAACUCUGUUUUUCUAAGCUUAUGCCUGUUAAAGCAACAUUCAUUAUCCCCAAAAAUAUUGCAUAUUUUUCUCUUCAUUACAGUGUGACACAAGACUACUUGGAAGUGAAAUGGAAUCUCCCACUCAGCAUUUCUUUUAAGGAAAAAGAUGAGGCUUCUUUCUUGCUUGCUGUGAUAAAUGACAUCAACAGCUCCACAAUUCACUUCAAGCUCUCGCCAGCAUAUGCGUUUUAUUUGGUUGGACGAUUUUUAACCGGCCAACCAGGGCAGAGGAAUAAACCUCACCAACAGACUGAACAAAGACUUUGCAGUAUAUUUGGCAAGUUUGUGAGCUUGAUUCAAAACAUUAUUGAGAAACAGAGGAACAUCGCAGUGGCUCUUGCCUUCUGGUUGGCCAACGCGUCCGAGCUCCUGAACUUUGUCAGAAGAGACAGAGAUCUGUGUCCAAUCACACUCCAGGCUCAAAACACUCUUGCUCAACUUGUGCAUCAGGCUUUCAGGUACCUGUCACAUCGGCUUCAGGUUGAUCUUGAAAACCACUUGCCUGCAUUCUUUGCUGAUGUAAAAAAGGAAACAACUCAGGCAAAAGAAAUAGAAGGCAUCUUGAACACUCUCAUAAAGACCAUGAGUUUGCUCCGAAGAUGUCGGGUCAACCCUGCUCUAAGCAUCCAGCUCUUUUCUCAACUCUUUCACUUCAUGGGGGCCUGGAUCUUGAACCAGUUCACUGCACCGGGAUCAAAGUUGUGCUCAAACUACUGGGGCAAAAUUCUACGGCAGCGUCUGAGACACGUAGAGGCCUGGGCAGAAAGACAAGGGCUGGAGCUGGCUGUUGACUGUCAUCUUAGUCGUAUAAUCCAGGCGACAAUGCUCUUGACCAUGACUUCUUACUCUACACGGGAUGCCCUGAUGAUUCAGUCCACAUGUUACAAGCUGAACUCCCUACAGCUAAGAGCACUGAUGAGCAAAUAUCACUACGUCCCAAAUCAACCCCACUUUCCAGCCGCACUGAUAGAGCGCGUAGCCGGCUUGGCAGAGACAUCAACAGACAUUCUGAGAGGAGAGGGAGGAGAAAUCCGACUGGAAGAGGAAUUAGAGCUUCACCUGCCUUUCCUGCUGCCUGAGGAUGGUUAUUCAUGUGAUUCCAUGCGUGGCAUUCCGAAGGGAUUUCAGGAGUUUUUAGAGCCCAUCUGUCGCAAAGGUCUUUGCAAAUUAAUUCCUCAUUCCAACUGUGUUGGGACUUGGACCAUUUUCUUUGACCUGUCAGAUUGUUCCACAGAGAUUUCAACUUGGAAACCUGAUCCAGUGAAAAUAACUCUGAAGAAACCUCUGCAUGGUGGAAUGGGAGUGAGCAUUGUAGCAGCCAAGGGGGCUGGACAGGAGAAGCUUGGCAUUUUUAUCAAAUCUGUCGUCCAGGGAGGAGCAGCUAAUGUGGUCAGUAUCAUUGUGCAAAAAACAAAAACAUGAACCAUAAAU